Messenger RNA from Sapajus apella (tufted capuchin), 4021 nucleotides. It is a transcript of the gene GPR153, whose product is annotated as G protein-coupled receptor 153. NCBI's taxonomy places the organism in Eukaryota, Metazoa, Chordata, Mammalia, Primates, Cebidae. The record is from RefSeq and is a predicted model, not a curated record. The transcript has 5 exons. Gene Ontology annotation, cellular component: membrane. Gene Ontology annotation, molecular function: G protein-coupled receptor activity. Bases 306 to 2135 code for a protein of 609 amino acids. Gene Ontology annotation, biological process: G protein-coupled receptor signaling pathway.
AAAAAAAAAUGGUCCUACCUCUUAAUACUAUUAGGAUGGCAAUUAAGUUUCAACAAGAGUUUUAAUUAAAUUUGAACUUGAGUUUUUCAGGGGACAUUCAAAGUGUAGCACUCACUAUCUCCCAUCCCCAGUACCCAAGUGCUUCAACGCUGCCGCCAGAGCGGGAGUGACUGAGUGCCCAUUGCCACCCCCACAGGUGUUCGUGGUCCCCAGCAUCCCUGAGCUGCCAGGAGUGAGGGUGGCUACUCCCCGAGGCCUGGCUCCAAGGAGGAUGCCUCAGCCGCCUGCCAGCUCCGGUCUGCACCAUGAGUGAUGAGCAGCAGCUGCCUGGCAGUGCAGUGGGCUGGCUGGCAUGUGGGGGCCUCUCCCUGCUGGCCAACGCCUGGGGCAUCCUCAGCAUUGGCGCCAAGCAGAAGAAGUGGAAGCCCCUGGAGUUCCUGCUGUGCACACUCUCGGCCACCCACAUGCUCAACGUGGCCGUGCCCAUUGCCACCUACUCCGUGGUGCAGCUGCGGCGGCAGCACCCCGACUUUGAGUGGAAUGAGGGGCUCUGCAAGGUCUUCGUGUCCACCUUCUACACCCUCACCCUGGCCACCUGUUUCUCCGUCACCUCCCUCUCCUACCACCGCAUGUGGAUGGUCUGCUGGCCUGUCAACUACCGGCUGAGCAAUGCCAAGAAGCAGGCGGUACACACAGUCAUGGGCAUCUGGAUGGUGUCCUUCAUCCUGUCGGCCCUGCCCGCUGUUGGCUGGCACGACACCAGUGAACGCUUCUACACCCAUGGUUGCCGCUUCAUCGUGGCUGAGAUCGGCCUGGGCUUCGGCGUCUGCUUCCUGCUGCUGGUGGGUGGCAGUGUGGCCAUGGGCGUGGUCUGCACAGCCAUCGCCCUCUUCCAGACGCUGGCCGUGCAGGUGGGGCGCCGGGCUGACCACCGCGCCUUCACCGUGCCCACCAUCGUAGUGGAGGAUGCGCAGGGCAAGCGGCGCUCCUCCAUCGACGGCUCGGAGCCUGCCAGAACCUCCCUGCAGAUCACGGGCCUCGUGACCACCAUAGUCUUCAUCUACGACUGCCUCAUGGGCUUCCCUGUGCUGGUGGUGAGCUUCAGCAGCCUGCGGGCCAACACCACAGCACCCUGGAUGGCGCUCUGCGUGCUGUGGUGCUCCGUGGCCCAGGCCUUGCUGCUGCCUGUGUUCCUCUGGGCCUGCGACCGCUACCGGGCCAACCUCAAGGCUGUCCGGGAGAAGUGCAUGGCCCUCAUGGCCAACGACGAAGACUCCGAUGACGAGACCAGCCUGGAAGGUGGUGUCUCCCCAGACCUGGUGUUGGAGCGCUCCCUGGACUACAGCUAUGGAGGUGACUUUGUGGCCCUAGACAGGAUGGCCAAGUAUGAGAUCUCUGCCCUAGAGGGGGGUCUGCCCCAGCUCUACCCGCUUCGGCCCUUGCAGGAGGACAAGAUGCAAUACCUGCAGGUCCCACCCACGCGGCGCUUUUCCCACGACGACGCGGACGUGUGGGCCGGCGUCCCGCUGCCCGCCUUCCUGCCGCGCUGGGGCUCCGGUGAGGACCUGGCUGCCCUGGCGCACCUGGUGCUGCCCGCUGGGCCCGAGCGGCGCCGCGCCAGCCUCCUGGCCUUCACGGAGGACGCGCCCCCAUCCCGCCCCCGGCGCCGCUCGGCGGAGAGCCUGCUGUCGCUGCGGCCCCUGGCUCUGGAUGGCGGCCCGCGGCGGGCCCGCGACUCGCCGCCUGGCAGCCCCGGCAGCCCGCGCCACCGCCCCGGGCCCGGUCCCCGCUCCGCCUCGGCCUCGCUGCUGCCAGACGCCUUCGCCCUGACCGCCUUCGAGUGCGAGCCACAGGCCCUGCGCCGCCCGCCUGGACCCUUCCCCGCUGCGCCCAAUGGCACCGACCCGGGAGAGGCCCCGAUGCCCCCAGGCAACGCCCAGCGGAGCCCCGGGCCGCGCCCCGCUGCACACGCGCACGGCGGCCCCCUGCGCCCAGGCCUGAGCGCGUCGUGGGGCGAGCCUGGAGGGCUGCGCGCGGCGGGCGGUGGCGGCAGCACCAGCAGCUUCCUGAGCUCGCCCUCUGAGUCCUCGGGGUACGCCACACUCCACUCGGACUCCCUGGGUUCGGCGUCCUAGGACAGGCGGCGCCUCCGCACAGACGCCAGGCAGGCCGAGCCGCUGGUGAGAGGGCGUUGGCCUCGGCGUUUGUCUUCCGGCUCCUCCCAGCUGGCCUUGUCCCGAGGGUGGCAGCUGCCCCAGACUACUGCGCUGGGCAUGGCAUCUCCGGAGCUGAGUGAGGCCGCCACUGGACAGCUGAGUGAUGUUCCAAGCUUGGGCUUGGGUAGUGAGUGAUGUGCACGUCCAGCUGCGCCAUCACCAGCCCUGGGUAACAGGACUGGGGGAAUAGGGAACCCUGAGACAUGGCCACCUGGGGACCGAACAAAACCCUGCCUUGGAGGGGCUGAGCUGGAGCCACUGGCUGGCCCAGGCUUUCCACCACACUGCAGUAACUGCCACACCCAGGGAAUGCGUGGGUGGGGGAUACAGAAGGUCUCUAUGCACAGGGGUCUUCAGAAACCCAACAGGCUCUGAUCAGGUCCUGUCCUGCCUCAGUUUCCCCAUCUGUGAUGAGCAGGUGACAUUAACUCUCAGGGCUGUUGAAGUCUCUUGGUCAUGGACCUUGGCCACUGAGUGGCCCAGGUGUGAGAGGUAGUCUAGGGCCCUUUGCGGCCCCCCUCCCCCCAGGCUUGAGGCCUCUCACUGUAUGACCCCCUGCCCCCUUGGGAACCCACACUCCACCCCAGCUAAGCACAACACACUGCACCACCAACAUUGGCACCUCAGCCAUCUUGACCACCAUUAGUGUCCCUACCCUCAUUACUCUGCCAUGGUUGCCUGUCCCCACCACAUCAGCACUGCUACUCCCACCCCUGUGGCUCCUGCCAUGACACUGACAGGUGCAGGCGGAGAGCACGAGGGCAGCAGGGCCUGGGCUUCCGUGUCCCCAGGUCAUCCACAGCCUCACUUCCCACCUGUACAGGCCUGGCCAGGAAGGGAUCCUGGCAGGGGCUUCCAGGUUCUCAGCUCAAGACCUGGCCCCAGGCAAGCGUCCCACCCCUGGGAGCAAUGCAUUUCUUUGCCUUCCUCCUGGGCAGACCCGUUACAGGCCCGGACAUUGCCAUGGGCCCUGCAUCUUCCCAGGCUAAGGAGAGCCAGGAAGUUAUGACUUUCAGCUGGUGAAAUAGGGCAGAUACAAACGCUGUCUCCUUCAGACCCUUACCCCUAUACAGUGGCCCUUCAACGUGAAGACCUGAGGCAGUUUCCAAGGUCAGCAUAGAGCCUGCCUGUGCCCAAUUCCCCCUGGUCUUCAGGUGGCCAAGCCCAUCUUGUCACUCUUCAGAUAGGGUCCCACUCCCAGAAGCAGCUGCUGGGGUGGGGUGGGGGGCUGCCUAAGUCUGUCUGUGCUUCAGAGGGCCCUCCAGUCCCUGGCUGUGGGGUAACUGGGGGUAUGAGCUGGCCACAGGUGAGCAAGGCAGGGAACUGCAAUCCAGCCCUGGCCGCAGGAGGGGCCAUCUGUGGCCAAUGCUGCUGUGCCUUCAAGGACUAACGUCAUUUAGGGGCAGAGGUCACCAGCUAGCCAUCAUCUCCUCCAUCUGGGGGUCAUCUGUCCACUUGUCCCCUUAGAUUUUCACUCAUUUGUCACUUUAGGUUUUUGCUCUGUGUUUCAUAUCCAACGGCAAUACUUGCAGGGGGACAGAGUCCUCCAAAUCGCUCCAGUCCUACAGUUUUUACAAAAAUAAGGGGAGGACCCCAGAUGGAGGACCCUGGGCCCGGAGCUCUCCCCCACACUCUGUCCAGCCUCCAGGCCUGUUUGCUGCGUUUCUAAGGAACUUGAUCCUGGCUAACUGGGGAGGGAGCUGUCUUCAUAGCACACCCAGAGCCAGGGAUUCCUCUGUAGUUUUUUGACAAUUGAGUAUUUCUCUUCUGUACAGGACCCAAUAAAAACUUCCUUACGAUUUGCA